AUGGGUGUGCCGAAAUAUUUUCGAUGGCUCUCAGAGCGUUAUCCGCUCAUUAUGCAACUCGUGGAAGAGAACCGUAUACCUGAGUUUGACAAUCUCUAUCUAGACAUGAAUGGUAUUAUUCAUAACUGUUCGCAUCCGCGAGAUGGAGAGGCUACGUUCCGGAUAUCCGAAGAAGAUAUCUUCUUAGGCAUAUUUGCGUACAUCGAGCAUCUCUUUGCCAAAAUUCGUCCUAAGAAGGUCUUCUUCCUUGCAAUUGAUGGUGUGGCGCCUCGUGCCAAGAUGAAUCAGCAGCGCUCGCGUCGUUUCCGUACGGCGCAAGAAGCCAAGGAGGCCCAUGACAAAGCUGUCCGCCGCGGCGAAGAGAUCCCUGAUUCCCCGCCCUUUGAUUCCAACUGUAUCACGCCAGGCACCGUGUUUAUGCGGAAGCUGUCUCGACAGCUCGAGUACUUUAUUGCCAAGAAGGUGUCAGAAGAUGCGAAUUGGCGGGAUGUGCAAGUGAUUCUCUCGGGGCAUGAGGCAUGCGGUGAGGGUGAGCACAAGAUUAUGGAGUUUGUGCGUACGCUCAAGGCACAACCAGGCUAUGAUCCCAACACACGUCACUGUCUUUAUGGUUUGGACGCGGAUUUGAUCAUGUUGGGUUUGCUCAGUCACGACCCGCACUUUGCUUUGCUCCGUGAAGAGGUGACGUUCGGUCCUCGCCGUGGAAAGAAGACGGGUGGAUUGGAGACACAGACAUUUUACCUGCUGCACCUUUCGCUACUGCGUGAAUAUUUGGAGAUGGAAUUCGAUGCGCUGAAGACCAAGUUGUCGUUCCCCUUUGACUUGGAGAGGAUCAUUGACGACUAUAUCCUAUUGCACUUGUUUGUCGGCAAUGACUUUUUACCGCAUUUGCCAGGCCUGCAUAUCAACGAAGGUGCUAUUGAGCUCUUGUUCCGGAUCUAUGAAAAGGUGCUACCGCAGGCUGGGGGCUACCUGAAUGAGCAGGGCAUUUUGCAUCCGGAACGUUUGCAGCUGAUCAUCAAUGAGCUAUUCCAGUUGGAGCGUGAUAAUUUCGUGCGUGACCACAUGCCCAAACAGGAAGCACCAUCCAAGACCAAAGCCAAGGGCAAGGGCAAGAAGGGCCAAGCGAUGCAAAUGUGUAUGACGCCUCAGCAGCGUGACUGGGUGACCAAGGUGCACGAAUUCGCUGUCAAAUUCCGUGCGGACCCCGGCUCUGCAGAGACGUCGUUGGCGUUCCCUGCGAAGCUGCCUGCCGCCGACCUCACAUUUUUGCAUGGCUUGGCGGAUGCCUUGCAGCUUGAAUGGCUGGAGAACGAGUACGAUCCUGUGAGUGAUACGACAGCUACGACCAUGUCGAUCCCAACCUCGACACUCAAAGCGAUUCGUCGUGAUGAUGCCUAUGACAUGGAGUUUCUUGAGCAGAGCGAGGCGGCUGUACGUCAGGCGCUGCAGCCCUACCUGGAUGCGCGUGUGGAAGUGCCGGGUCAGGCCAACGACGAAGCGUCGGAGGAGACGUCGCUUCCGACUGAGCCACCUCUGCAGGCCGAGCGUGAGCGUGAGAUUGAUGACAAGCUGGUGGCAUGGAAAUCGUCGUAUUAUCAGACGAAGAUGGGCAUUAAAUAUGGCUCAGACGCUGUGAAAGAUCUUGUGUACAACUACAUUGAAGGCAUGCAGUGGGUCUUGCACUAUUACUACGAAGGAAAUGCCUCCUGGGGCUGGUUUUACCGCUACCACUACGCACCACAGGUGUCCGAUAUGCGUAACAUUUCCGACUUUACGUUCCACUUCGAGAAAGGUACGCCAUUCCUGCCGUUUGAGCAGUUGAUGGGUGUGCUGCCGCCGCUCAGCAAGCAGCUUAUUCCACCGGCGUUCCAGGAUCUCAUGACCGAUCCCAGCUCGUCCAUUCUUGACUUUUACCCGACCAAGUACGAGAGUGAUAUGAAUGGCAAGAAGAACAGUUGGGAAGCCGUUGUGAAAAUUCCCUUCAUUGAGGAGUCGCGUCUUUUGGACGUUCUGCAUCGUCGUGCAAAUGGAUUGACGGCGGAGGAGCGUGAGCGCAAUACGCAUGGAGUGCCGCAUCAGUUUGUGUACGAUGCCUCAUACACACGCGUAAUGCCGUCAAGCUUGCCAGGCUUCUUACCUGACCUGCCAGACAAUCAUACGCGCAUUUCCGAGUACGUUCUUCCCUCGAUGGAAGGCAAGUCGUUUGUGAAGACUUUGCCGGAGGGCGUAGGUCUCGGCUUGGAUGCCAUGCCUGGCUUCCCCUCCAUGAAGACGCUGUCAUUCAAGCCGUCGCUGCGCAAGUUUGGCGUCAAUGUCCAUGGGACGUCCUCGCAGGGCCUGUCGAUGAUUCUGGCCAUUGAGCCACGUGGCGAGAAGCCCAGCACCGAGGCGUUGGCCAAGACGCUGAUUGGCACGUCGACAUACAUUCACUGGCCGUACCUCUUUGAAGGUUUAGUGGUAGGUGUGAGCGAUUCGAACGAGUGCUUCCGUGCUGUGUGGAAGAAGAACCAAGUGGGCAUUCGUCAUGAUGUGGGAGGCGAAGCGUCGUUGGCGUUCCGCAAGCAAACUUCCCAUAUCACCUCGCGCUAUGCAAAUCGCUACGGUGUGGUGCUGGGAGCAGUGGAUGUGCUAUUGCAUGUGCGACCGCUGAAAGGUCUUAUUCUAGGCUACGAUGGCUCGAUCAAGAAAGAAUAUGAGCCACUGCCUGAUGCUGAAGUUGUGUCCCCAUGGCCCUUGGUCAUUGAUAAGGUGAAGCAUGAAGACACGCGGUUCUUGGAGCAUCCUAGCAUGUCUGUGGCUGAAGCGUUCCCCGAUAGUACGAGGGUCUUCUUCUUGGGCUCGCCUGGCUUUGGAUGCCCAGGCCGUGUGAUCGGCACAGCUGGGGAUACAGUGACGAUAGAGUUGGCGUUUAUUGCUGAUCUUGUGCAGGAGCACUCGAUUAUUCGCAAGCUUGUGCAGCAGCGUGCACAGGACUCGUACUUCCACGCUGGGCAAGUGGCGAACCGGCUGAAGAUCUCGUCGUUGGUCCUUUCCAAGCUGACAAGCAGCAUCUUUAUUAUGAACCAUGGCCAGAAAAGCAACAUUGGCCUCAACCUCAAGUUCGAGGCGCGUAGCCGAAAGGUCCUUGGGUACACACGCCGUGGCCACCAGGGCUGGGAGUACAGUGAGCGAGCGGUUCUGCUGGUCGUGGAGUUUAUGAAGGCGUUCCCCGAGAUCCCACGCAUUCUUGCUCGUCGGCUGAAUGACGGCGAGUACUAUGAUGUGGAGGAAGUGUUCCCCACCAAGACAGACGAGCGUAUGACAGCGCUGCGGGCGUGGCAAAAGGAGCAUCAUCUGCGCGACUUGGAAGAUGUGCCGUUGUACGUGGAGCGUUUGGAGCGUCCGAUUAUCGAGGUGCUGGAAUCCGCCGUGGCGAUCAUUGCCCAGCGCCGUGCUGAAGGCGGAGCAAUCAAGCGCCAAAUCCUGCGUGGCUUGCCUCGCGAAGCGUUGCUUAAACCCGAGCAUGCCAAGUUCCGUGUACCAGAGCAGUCGUUUGAGCUCGGUGAUCGUGUGAUCAAUGUCCUGGACUUUGGUUUCGUUCCACUGGCUGCCAAGGGUACUGUGGUUGCAAUCGGCACCGACAGCAUUGACGUGGUAUUUGACGCGCCGUUCCUCGCUGGUACGACGCUAGGCGGUAUUUGUUCCCAGUACCGUGGCGCGACGGUGGGCCGUGCGCAUGUGCUCAACCUGAGCACGCCGCAAAUUGCGACCAAGUGGGGCGAAUUGUCAGACUUGGCUGCGAUGCAGUCGACGCCGCUCCAACGUACGCUCCACGCAGAAAACCUAGCACGACCGAAAGUGACGGUGAUGGGCGGCCCGCAAAGCCGAUCUGGCGGUAUGAAAUUCUUCCAACCCGCUACGCCUUCGGGUGGCCUGCAGCAUGCCAAAGCGCGUAGCCCCGCCUCAAACAAGCAGGUGGACGCCGCCACGUCACAUCUCGCGGCUCUCUCACUGAAGAAGCCUGCGAAGCCCAAUGCAUGGAAUUCGCCGAAACCCCAGGGCCAGAUGCCUACGCCUACGCCAGCGCCAGCGCUUUCGCACCCUCCCAAGCCGAAGCAGGGCAAGCCGAAGGCCAAGCCUCACCAAAAACCCUCGUCUAACAGUAAGUCAAAGAAAAAUACAGCUACGUCGACGUAG
This is a messenger RNA of Malassezia pachydermatis, 4179 nucleotides long. Its product is annotated as 5 -3 exoribonuclease 1. Gene Ontology annotation, cellular component: nucleus. The record is from RefSeq and is a predicted model, not a curated record. Gene Ontology annotation, biological process: rRNA catabolic process; nuclear-transcribed mRNA catabolic process. Lineage: Eukaryota; Fungi; Basidiomycota; Malasseziomycetes; Malasseziales; Malasseziaceae. Gene Ontology annotation, molecular function: RNA binding; 5'-3' RNA exonuclease activity. The transcript is spliced from 5 exons. Bases 1 to 4179 code for a protein of 1392 amino acids.